Messenger RNA from Lactuca saligna, 840 nucleotides. The record is from the annotation of a GenBank genome assembly. NCBI's taxonomy places the organism in Eukaryota, Viridiplantae, Streptophyta, Magnoliopsida, Asterales, Asteraceae.
AUGGUUGGAAGGGAAAACAACUGUAAUCUCCCACCUGGGUUUCGAUUUCACCCCACCGAUGAAGAAUUGAUCAUGUUCUAUCUGCGAAACCAGUCGUUAUCUAAACCAUGUCCUGUUUCUAUAAUCCCUGAAGUUGAUAUCUACAAAUUUGACCCAUGGGAGUUGCCUGAGAAAACGGAAUUUGAAGAAAACGAAUGGUAUUUCUUCACACCUCGCGAUAGAAAAUACCCAAAUGGAGUUCGCCCAAAUCGAGCAGCUGUUUCAGGGUAUUGGAAAGCUACAGGGACAGAUAAAGCGAUUUACAGUGGAUCAAAAUACGUUGGCGUGAAGAAAGCUUUGGUGUUCUACAAAGGUAGACCCCCAAAGGGGGUUAAAACCGAUUGGAUUAUGCAUGAGUAUCGAUUGAAAGAGUCUCGAUCACAACCCGCUAAGAAACUCGGAUCAAUGAGGCUUGAUGAUUGGGUUCUAUGUCGAAUUUACAAGAAGAAAACUGCUGCAAAACCUUUGGAACAAAGAGAAGAAGAUUCAAACGCCGAAAAUGUUGUUUCCGAUGAUCAUAAUUCCAUGGAUUUGCAAUCAAUGAAAAUCCCGAGGACAUUUUCACUUGCUCAUCUAUGGGAAUUGGAAUCAUUAGGUUCGAUUUCUCAUCUUUUAGAUGAUCACAACACAAACUAUGAAAACAAUGCCGGAAUCGAAACUGGAAUUGGAAUCAUGCCUCAAUCGUCAACUCCAAUCCUGGAAACGAGGGUAAGGGAAUCGCAUCCCAUCAAGUUUGAAGACACCCAUCAAAACAACUUAAACCAAUCAAGUUUUUUCAGUCCAAUGUUCGGAUUCCAAUGA